AUGGCUUCCGCAGCUGCCAAGCGUCUCGCCGGCAAGACCGUUGUCGUCACCGGUGCCUCCUCCGGCAUCGGCCGCUCUACGGCUCUCGAGUUUGCCCGGACGGCGCCCAGCAAUGACCUCCGGCUCAUUCUCACGGCUCGCCGUAUUGACUCACUCAAGGAGCUUGCUGAUCAGAUCAAGAGCGAGGUUGGUGAGGGCGUCAAGGUGCUGCCUUUUAAGCUCGACGUGAGCAACCCUACCGAGAUCAAGGGCUUUGUGAACAACCUGCCCGAGGAGUGGAGGAACAUUGACGUCCUCGUCAACAAUGCUGGCCUCGUCAAGGGCGUUGCUCGGGCUCCCGAGAUCGCCGAGGAGGACAUUGGCGUCAUGUUCAACACCAACGUCACCGGCCUCAUCAACAUGACUCAGGCCGUUCUCCCCAUCUUCCUCGCCCGCCCCGACGGAGGCCACGGCGACAUCAUCAACGUCGGCUCUAUUGCCGGCCGUGAGCCCUACCCUGGCGGCUCUAUCUACUGCGCUACCAAGGCCGCCGUCCGCAGCUUCUCUGAGAGCUUGCGAAAGGAGCUGAUCGCCAGCCGUGUCCGAGUUAUCGAGAUUGACCCCGGUCAGGUUGAGACUGAGUUCUCUGUUGUGCGAUUCUACGGAGACAAGUCCAAGGCUGAUGCUGUGUAUGCUGGAUGUGAGCCCCUCACUCCCGACGACAUUGCCGAGAUUAUCGUCUUCACAGCCACCCGUCGAGAGAACGUGGUUGUCGCCGACACCCUCGUCUUCCCCAACCACCAGGCUGGCGCAGGUAUUCUUCACCGAAAGGGUGCUUAA
Messenger RNA from Fusarium vanettenii 77-13-4, 819 nucleotides. RefSeq lists its product as uncharacterized. The coding region runs from base 1 to 819 and encodes 272 amino acids. The transcript is spliced from 5 exons. Gene Ontology annotation, cellular component: cytosol. The record is from RefSeq and is a predicted model, not a curated record. Lineage: Eukaryota; Fungi; Ascomycota; Sordariomycetes; Hypocreales; Nectriaceae. Gene Ontology annotation, molecular function: oxidoreductase activity.